AAGAAUACUGCUGGUUGACCAUGCAGUCGAGGUGAACACGUGCAGAAAGUUUUGGUAGCUCGAAGUACAUGUGGCAGCUCUGAGCAUGUCCAAAAAAACGCCCAAAGCACACUGGGUAGAAUACUUUUUUUUUUUUAAAUUUGACUUAACCUGGAUAAAUCAAUUUAAACAUGUUUUCCAAAACCAAAUUACUAAUUACUUAUUUAAAAUUAGUGUUCAUAACAGGUUUAUGAAGAGAGUUGGGUUCACUCAUCUUAUUUAAUUAAUUUGUAUGUUGGCAUUUACAAUGUAUCACCUUGUGUAACGGAUGCCAGCUGGUGUGAUUGUGCAAAAGUACAUUGGUAAACCUCACUCCCUGACGCCUUGAGAGCCGUGCUGGACUAUCAGUUGACAGCUUGGGCUUUUAGCUUGUUGGCUGCCCAACCAAUUUAGUGACAAUCGAUGGUUCAAGCCCCGGUGGGUGCAGGGCCAGAUUGCGCAGUUGACCAUCAUUACACCUGCACACUUAGAAUGCACAUUUGACUAAAUUCCUUGAUGGACUAUUAAGAGAUUGUUUGUUUUUAGGUUAUGUUAUUUUUAAUAUUAUGGCAGAAACUCUUUGUGAAUGUUCUGAACUCCUAAUGCCUGUGUUGGAUUGAGCAAAAUAAAGCAUGGAGGUCUGUAUGGAUGGAGUUUCCCAUAGCUAACAUAAUGUUGUUCUUCUCCAACAGCGCCUCUGCUGGUUGCAACCAACUAGUGCACUUUAUUUUGCUUCAAUUGCUUCAAGUCAAUUCCACACAAUUGUCACAAUCCUAACAAUGGCGGGGGUCAACCGAGUGCCACUUUUAGGGCCAUGUGAUUUCCAUAUUAACGGAAACAUGGACGGAAUCUACUGUUAAACGCGGAAUCUCACAGAAAUUGACAUAAUGUGAAUGAAAUGCUGUAAUCAUGAGGCGCAGGAACGUUUGUGUGGGGAAAUAUUUCCCCAGCGGACUGUUCAAUGUUGAAGUACAAACAUGGGCAUUACUAUUUGUUGAGGAUUUUGUAGCAAUGUGUGCAGAGGCUGACAUCUUAUUACAAAAAUUAGCAAAGCUACAUUCGAUUCUGAAAUACCAGGCAAAAUUGUCCAAUGAUGUAUUGCAUCAAUAAAUGUAAGGCUGUUUGCAUUUAAUUAAUGGACGUUUUAUUCACUAAACCCAAAAAGCACUCACUCUGUUGUGGUAAAAUCAGUGUAAAAGUUAAAAAAUGGAAAUGUAAAAAAUUAAAAUGGAAAAAACCCAAUUUGGGAAAAAAUAAAACGGAUUUCAUAAGGCCCUACAUGCUAGGUAACUUUGUCAAGGCUGAACUCGUGGAACAAGAAUCGAAUUAGAUUGUGCGGGCGUACUUAACGAAGUGUCGAGGGAGUGCAUCAUUCCUUGAAUGUUUUCUGAACUGUUGACCCUAAUCUUUUUAUUAUAACAAUGUACAGUUUUCCUUUAAAUCCCACUGUUCUGUGACCUCCUCUCUUCUAGCAUCUGUAUCCCUCUCAUUAAGUCAGGUGUUCCAUUUCAUGUGUCCUCCAUCAGCAUUCUUCUGAAUAUUUAUAGACAUAUCUAGACACUGGUUGUGUGGACUUUUUUGAUCUUGAAGAGUAGAAGCUGGUGGAGCUGACAUUUUUUUCUCUCCAACAGAAGAAUUUUGUUUGCAUCUGUUAGCCAUUAAUGAGAAGUUAUUUUUGUUUUGUCAGGACCGCUAUCGAGCCUCGGCGAUGAAGCAACAUCUGCUACGAGCACCGUUUGCUUCAACGUGGCUUAAAAGUUCAUUAUCCCUACUUUGGCCUUAAUCUUCACCCUGGCAUGACCUAAAAAAAUAGCAUGACGAUGCAAACCAAGCGCAAGUGAAGUAGAAAGAUCGGUUUCGUUUCUGUUUGACUUCCACCACUGAUGCUCUCUUGCCUUCUACUAGUGUACAAACCAAGCACCAACACAAUCUUCCUGUUGGCUGCAGAGAGAUGUCUCAUAAUCCCCUUGUGUGGUUGGUUGGCAAUGUGGUUUCCAGACCCCAGCCAAUGACAGCACUCAGAUUAGGGAGGAAGUCAAUCCAAUAGAGUUUUACGUCCCCAGUACAAAUGUGACUGUUACAAGAAUAGAAAACUCAGAGAGAAAACUGCAGUGGUCUGAUUGGUUCGGCCGGAAAUUUGACUGCUUUGCUUUUCUGUUUGGGAAUAUCAGAUCUUUGAUAAGCACAUGACACUGAACUCUUCUGCUUGAUACAGCCAAGAAGAGUCAAGUAGAGAUGCCAUCCCCGUUUGGAGCAGGCCAAGCUCAUGAGAAGAAGAUCGGCCACAGAAGAGUAGAUGCCUCCGGAGAAACAACCUACAAGAAGACCACCUCCUCCGCCUUAAAAGGGGCCAUCCAAUUGGGUAUUGGAUAUACUGUUGGCAACCUCAGCUCCAAGCCCGAGAGAGAUGUGCUCAUGCAGGACUUCUAUGUAGUGGAAAGCAUCUUCUUCCCAAGUGAGGGCAGUAACCUCACGCCAGCCCACCACUUCCCAGACUUCAGGUUUAAAACCUAUGCCCCCGUGGCCUUUCGCUACUUCAGGGAGUUGUUUGGGAUACGACCAGAUGACUACCUGUAUUCUCUCUGUAACGAGCAACUGAUUGAGUUGACCAAUCCAGGAGCUAGUGGAUCCAUAUUUUACGUUACACGAGAUGACGAGUUCAUCGUCAAAACUGUCCAACACAAGGAGGCAGAGUUCCUACAGAAGUUGCUUCCUGGGUACUACAUGAACUUGAACCAGAACCCUCGGACGUUGCUACCCAAGUUCUUUGGCCUCUACUGUGUCCAGUGCGGGGGUAAAAACAUUCGGGUUGUUGUGAUGAACAAUAUUCUCCCACGCUCCGUACGCAUGCACCUUAAAUUUGACCUGAAGGGCUCCACUUAUAAGAGGCGAGCAUCCAAGAAGGAGCGAGAGAAGUCCAAACCCACUUUUAAAGAUCUGGACUUUUUGAGUGAUGUUCCUGAGGGCCUCAGUUUGGACCAGGAUACAUACAACGCUUUGGUCAAAACUCUGCAAAGAGACUGUCUGGUGCUGGAAAGUUUUAAGAUUAUGGACUACAGUUUGCUCCUUGGAGUCCACAGCAAGACACAAGCAGAGAGAGAGCGUCAGUCCCAGGGUUCCCCAGCAGAUGGCGCAGAUGAAACGCGUCCUGUCGGCCAGAAAGCUCUGUACUCCACUGCAAUGGAGUCUAUACAGGGAGGGUCCACAUGCAGGGAAACUCUGGACCAUGAUGACACAAUGGGUGGCAUUCCAGCUGUGGGAGUUAAAGGAGAGCGCCUCCUCUUGUUUAUUGGUAUCAUUGACAUUCUGCAGUCCUAUCGGUUGAUUAAGAAAUUGGAGCACUCUUGGAAGUCUCUCAUCCAUGAUGGGGACACAGUAUCCGUUCACAGACCAGGUUUCUAUGCUGAGCGCUUCUACAAAUUUUGUAGCGACGUCGUCUUCAAGAAGAAUUGCUCAUUGAGACCGUCUCCUUCUAAAAGAGGACGAGGAGCUCUUGCCAUGUUCAAGUCCAGUGCUGGUGGAUCUGGGUUGAGCAGCCAGCAUCCCUCACAGAGUGAUGAGAGGAAAGAAAACAUGGACAACCUGGAGAGCCUGCGAGGACCUCAUAGCUUCCUCGUGUUGGAGGACAGUGGGCGAGAGCCACCCUGCACGCCUCCCUCCUUUGAAGAUGCCACCACAGCAUCAAUCGCCACCACGCUCUCCUCUAACAACUCCUUACCCACCACCCCCUUCGAUACACCCGAGCACCCACGCUGCAGGAAACAAAUGCUCUCACCCAAUGUGGCCAAGUCCCACAAAGAUGUAGUUGAGGUUCUUGAGAAGAAGCAGGACACCAUAACAGUGGAGGUGGAGCUCAGUAAAAUUCCAGCCAGCACCGAGCUCACACAGAAGACAGAAGCAACCUCGCCAGCUGACAAUCAGCCCAGCUUCAUUCCUCCAUCCACUCCUCCUUCUUUCAGUCCUUCAUCUGUACAUUCCUCAUCCACCCUUCCUCCCACCUUCCUCUCUUCCUCCACCACUGCUCAGUCAGCUUGCCAGUCCUCCUCCACACUUUCCAGUUCCAUCCGCCCAUCCACCAAACCACUCACCUCUCCGUCCUCUCCCCUCACCCACAUCGUCCCUCACCCAGCCACACAAACCACAGUAACCCCCUUGGCCCAAAAUGCGGCCACUCUGCCACCCUGCUCAGCAUUUACCCCCAUCUGUCCCGCAUCCCCUCAGUCUUCCAUGCAGAUCUGCUCUCCUCAUCUUUCUGAGACUCCCCCCACUGGCGAGCCAACGAGCUCUCCAGCAAUGCAAGACUCAAGUAAUCAGCUGUCCAGCAGUCACAACUCAUUGGAUGGGGAGGUGCAGGUUUCUGAUAUCUACUUUUAUGCAGAUGGCCGAUAUUGGGUGUACUCUCCUGUUCUUGGCCGUCGUAAGCUAAACUCUUGCUCGAGUUACACUACUCAGGAGUACCGGAGCUGUGUGCGCUCUCCUCACUAUGGCUCAGAGGAUGACUUGCCAUGAGGAAGGUGAGACAGAGGCAGCAAUAAGAAGAAGCUGUGAGGUUUUCCAAAGGCGCAGAUUUAAUGAUAUUUUAAUGCUGGUAGCUUAAGCUGCAUGUGGGCUUUUUGCAGCUGUGAUACACAUCAGUUAAAAAUGUAACAUAAACACAUUUAGAUUCAACACUAUACUCAUCCUUUAAGGCAAAUACAUACACAUAAAUCCACAGAAAUAUAUAUAUAUAUAUAUAUAUAUAUAUAUACUGUAUAUAUGCAAGCAAAACAAGAAUCCUCAAGCUUUGCUUUUGGACAAUCUGAAAGGACACUGUGAUUGAUGGCACUGUCAGCAGUGGCUAUGCAAUAUGGACACAUAUUCUGCGCAUUUAUUUUUAGUAAAACGCACAGGAUGUAUCAUUUAUUUAUUUGCACUUUAUUAAUGCACUUUUAAAAUGAUAAUUUUUCAUUAUUGUCAUUUAUAUUUGUCAGCGACAGAUAUUGUGUUGUGCACUGUUUAUGCACACUGUAGCGUUGUCAUGUCUACUCACUGUCCGACAUGCCUUAGUGACUAACUCGCUCAUUUAUAUCCACAUUAUUGUGAAUGUUUAUCAUGAGACAUUCCCAUUUGAGCAGUAUUAGGAGCCAUGAACAUACUUAAUUUCAAGUUUAAGAAAAAAAAAUGUAUUCAUUGUACAUAUAAUGUGUAUGUGCUGUAGCACAAUCAUGUAAGUCUAUGUAUGCCUGUUCAUCUGUAAAUAAUGUCAUCCGAAUAUUUUAGGAAGUGGAAUUGUGGACAUCAUGCUCAACCCCACUAGUGAUUUUAUACUAAUUUGCAUUAACUUUCUUAUGAAAUCAUGCAAAAUUCUCCAAAUAACACAGUAGGUCCUUUUGUGCAUGAUCUGUAUGUGCAUGCGUGGGAAUUGUGGAAAAUUGUUGUGCUGGUUUUUGUCCAAAAGCUGUCUAUAUAUUGGUGUGGGACACCAUCUAUCAGCAUUUUCACUGCGUCUGAAGUCUCACAUAAUGUACCUGGAUGUUUGUAAUGUGAAUUCAGUUAAUGAGAAGUCGUGUACUGAAUAAAGGGCAUGUUCACGUAAA
Dunckerocampus dactyliophorus (ringed pipefish) is the source of this 5594-nucleotide messenger RNA. RefSeq names its product phosphatidylinositol 4-phosphate 5-kinase type-1 gamma-like. The coding region runs from base 2254 to 4527 and encodes 757 amino acids. Gene Ontology annotation, molecular function: phosphatidylinositol kinase activity. The record is from RefSeq and is a predicted model, not a curated record. NCBI's taxonomy places the organism in Eukaryota, Metazoa, Chordata, Actinopteri, Syngnathiformes, Syngnathidae. Gene Ontology annotation, biological process: phosphatidylinositol metabolic process. The transcript has 18 exons.